Poecilia latipinna (sailfin molly) is the source of this 1322-nucleotide messenger RNA. RefSeq names its product sodium/potassium/calcium exchanger 5-like. The transcript is spliced from 4 exons. The annotation marks the transcript as partial. NCBI's taxonomy places the organism in Eukaryota, Metazoa, Chordata, Actinopteri, Cyprinodontiformes, Poeciliidae. Gene Ontology annotation, molecular function: calcium channel activity; calcium, potassium:sodium antiporter activity. Gene Ontology annotation, biological process: intracellular calcium ion homeostasis; calcium ion transmembrane transport; melanocyte differentiation. The record is from RefSeq and is a predicted model, not a curated record. Gene Ontology annotation, cellular component: membrane; trans-Golgi network.
AAGAAACCCAACUAAAAGAUGUGAGGCUCUCCAUGAAACGCAUCAUCAAGGGAUUUUUCUUCAGCCGGUACUGAAUGUUUGCGUCCAUUCUGCUGACAGGUACGAGGCAGCCUGUCUACUGCUGGUCUACGGGGUCUACAUCGUGGUUCUGUGCUUUGACCUCCGCAUCAGCGAGUUUGUCCUGAGGAAGCUGAGCCCGUGCUGCACCUGUCUGGGUUCAGGUUCUGCUGAGAAGCGUGAGACGCAGCCCCUGAUGGGCUGGAACGAUACCAGCCUGCGAGUCCGUGGUCGCUCCAGAACAGACAGCGGCAUCUUUCAAGACGACUCGGGGUACUCUCACCUGUCGCUCAGCCUACAUGGUCUCAAUGAGAUUACUGAAGAGCAAAGAAGCGUCUUUGCUGUACCGGAGAGUGACGUGAAAAGGAUCUUGUGGGUUCUGUCUCUGCCUGUCAUCAUUCUGCUCUUCAUCACCAUCCCCGACUGCAGGAGACGCUUCUGGAAACAAUGGUUCAUGAUAACCUUCUUCAUGUCAGCAGUCUGGAUCUCUGCUUUCACAUACGUGCUGGUCUGGAUGGUCACAGUUGUAGGUGAAACCCUUGACAUACCCGACACAGUGAUGGGACUCACUUUACUCGCUGCUGGAACCAGUAUACCAGACACAGUUGCCAGUGUGAUGGUGGCUAGAGAAGGGAAAGCUGACAUGGCCAUGUCCAACAUCGUGGGCUCCAAUGUUUUUGACAUGCUGUGCCUGGGCCUGCCUUGGUUUAUCAAGACUGCCUUUGUGGACACCAACACCCCAGUAGAGGUCAACAGCACUGGCCUGAUCUUCAUUUCAGCCACGCUACUUCUCUCCAUCGUCUUCCUUUUUGUAGCGGUGCACAUCAACGGAUGGAGGCUGGACUGGAAGUUGGGAAUUGUCAGUCUUAUUUGCUACAUCCUCUUUGCUACUCUGUCCAUUUUAUACGAGAUGGGGAUUAUUGGGAAUAAUCCCAUACGGCUGUGCAGUGACUGAGGCCUGACCUUUUUAGGACUGAAGACAUUUUCUGAGGCCAACGGCCCCCAGCACCCACCAAAAAUGUUAAGCUGUCGAGAUCAACAAAUGUCAAAGAGCAAAGCCACCAGUUACAAAACUACCACACAAGCGGAUGCAUGAUUGGUUACCUCUUUAGAUCUUUACUAUGCAAGAUUUUAACAAAAGUUCAAAUAAACAUGUCCAAAAAUAAACUGAACAUCCUAAGAAGUAUCAGCUUCUUGUGUCGAGUCAGAAAUGCAGCCUGAUAAGGUUUUAUCACCAGGGAGGACAAGCCAUAAAUAGUAAAAAA